Molecule: messenger RNA, 4905 nt
Organism: Nerophis ophidion (straightnose pipefish)
Lineage: Eukaryota; Metazoa; Chordata; Actinopteri; Syngnathiformes; Syngnathidae
Product: serine/threonine-protein kinase DCLK2-like
Exons: 16
Coding region: 693-2852 (719 amino acids)
Biological process (GO): protein phosphorylation; intracellular signal transduction
Cellular component (GO): microtubule cytoskeleton
Molecular function (GO): ATP binding; protein kinase activity
Source: RefSeq, a predicted model, not a curated record
AAAGAGAGAGAGAGAGUGCCUGGGAGGGAAGGCGGAGGAGAAGCAUUCUGCCGGUGUCUCUUCUCUCCUCCUCUUCCUCCUCCUCCUCCUGCUGCUACAGCGGCCAUGCUGCCGUCUCGGUGCAUCCCGCUACAAAGCUGUGAAAAUCGCCGCAUAGCAGCCUAAUUUGGUUCGGUCGUCGCCAUUAAAUCCAUCUGCAACCGCCAGAUCAGCCGGAAAAUACCGGAACCUGAACACCGGGGAGGAAGGGGGCGGGGAAACGUCCAUAGCAACAAACCGGUUCCGCAGCAUUAUUGGUUGUGUUAAGCAUCACUCGGGAGUCUACUGCAGCACCUUGGCCGUGACAUGUUCACUGAUUAGCACAUUUCGUGUUACUUUGCAGUGCAGACCAAAAGCUGGACUUUGGGUCUAAGAUGCAGACGAAGAAGGCUGCAGGAUGCUAGCAAGCACGGCAGUAUGCGUGUGACCUCGAAGCGUUAUUCUGACACAUGCUAGGACAAGGAGCCAAGAGGAGAAUUCCUACUUGACCUACUGGCGAAGGCUUCAGAGAGUGGGUCACUAGAACUCAUCAGAAUCCUCAAAUCAUCUCUGUGGCCAAAGUUGAAAAUGUCCCGGUCUCAUCUUUGCUAGCAGGAAGCUUGAGUGUCAUGAGCGGCAAGUAGCUGGACCGCGCGACUGGACCCAGCCCCGUCAUGUCUCUUGGUAAGACCAUCGAGCUGGAGCACUUUGACGAACGCGACAAGGUUCGCCGAGGACGCUCUGCCAGGGCUAAACAAGAUGACUCCUCUGGCGGCGCCGGGUCGGGCCCAAGCUCGCGAGCCAGCAGCCUGGUUCCAAGCCCGGCGCACAGCACCAACUGCAGCUACUACCGCACCCGCACCUUGCAGGCGCUUACCUUGGAAAAGCGGGCCAAGAAGGUGCGGUUCUACCGCAAUGGAGACCGCUACUUUAAGGGCCUGGUCUACGCCGUCUCAAGCGACCGCUUCCGCUCAUUCGACGCGCUGCUCAUGGAGCUGACCCGCUCUCUGGCCGACAACCUGCACCUGCCGCAGGGGGUGAGGACCAUCUACACCAUCGAUGGCGGAAAGAGGAUCAGCAGCAUGGACGAGCUGCUGGAAGGUCAGAGUUACGUGUGUGCCUCCAACGAGUCUUACCGCAAAGUCGACUAUGCCAAGAUCUCCAUCCAGAGCUGGAAACCCGGCGCCAGUUCUGGCAGCGGCGCGACAGGGUCGAGCAGGUCCUGCGCCGUGCCUGCUGGGGGUCCGUCCGCCGGCACCGUUGGAUGUGCCAAAGAGCGACCGGAAGGCCGAGAGGGCAGGGAGAGCAAAGACUUCAUCAAACCCAAACUGGUGACGGUGAUCCGCAGCGGCGUGAAGCCUCGCAAGGCAGUACGGAUCCUCUUAAACAAGAAGACGGCUCACUCCUUCCAACAAGUGCUGGCUGACAUCACAGAGGCCAUCAAGCUGGACUCUGGAGCCGUGAAAAAGCUCUACACGCUAGACGGAAAACAGCUGACCUGUCUGCAGGACUUCUUCGGGGACGAUGACGUCUUCAUGGCGUGUGGCUUGGAGAAGUUUCGCUACGCUCAGGACGACUUUGUGCUCACUCAUGGCGGCAAGACGGCGGCUUUCAUGAAUGAGUGCCGAGUCAAAGGUCCUCGUCCCACUGCCUCUCAGAGGCCAACACCUCCCAAGAUCUCUAAUGGCUCAUGCUUGGCCUCUUCCAAGGCUUCAGUCAAACCCGGGGAUCAGACCAGAUCGUCGGGAUCAGCCAAUGAACCAUCGGGAUUUCAGACAAGGUCACCCAAGACUAGCCCGUCGCCCACGAGUCCCAGCCCAAGACGUAGCCUCAAGGUUUCUCCUCGCCGUUCUUCUUCCACAGACGUCAAAGGCAAGGCAGAGCAGGAGGAUGGCGUAGCUCUUGAAGUAAACGGAAACCUGGUGGUGUCAUCGUCCAUCAUCAGCAGCAAGUACAACAUCGGAAAAGUUAUUGGAGACGGAAACUUUGCGGUGGUGAAGCAGUGCGUGGAGAGGUCCACUGGACAGGAGUUUGCACUAAAAAUCAUCGACAAAGCUCGUUGCUGCGGGAAGGAGCAUCUGAUCGAAAAUGAGGUGGCGGUCCUGCGAAGGGUUCGACAUCCCAGCAUUAUCCAGCUGAUUGAGGUGGACGAAACACCGUCUCAGCUCUUCCUGGUCAUGGAGCUUGUCAAGGGCGGCGACUUGUUUGACGCCAUCACGUCAUCCACCAAGUACAGCGAGCACGACGCGAGCGCCAUGGUCUUCAACCUGGCUGCAGCCAUCAAGUACCUGCACAGGAUGAACAUCGUCCAUCGAGACAUCAAGCCAGAGAACCUGUUGGUAUGCGAGUAUCCAGACGGCACAAAGUCUCUCAAACUGGGAGACUUCGGGUUGGCUACAGUGGUGGAGGGACCGCUCUUCACUGUGUGUGGAACGCCCACCUACGUUGCCCCGGAGAUCAUUGCUGAGACCGGUUACGGUUUGAAGGUGGACAUAUGGGCAGCAGGCAUCAUCACCUACAUCCUGCUAUGUGGAUUCCCACCUUUUAGGAGCGAGAACAACAUCCAGGAGGAGUUGUUUGAUCAGAUCCUCAAAGGGAAGCUGGAGUUCCCGUCUCCAGACUGGGAUACAAUAAGCCUGCCUGCUAAGAUGCUGAUCAGUCAAAUGCUGCAGGUGAACAUUGACGCUCGCUUCACAGCAGAGGAGGUUCUCUCCCACCCUUGGGUGACGGAAGACGCUCCCAUCGACUCAAGCAAUGAAGAGGCGGCCGGCGAGGACACAGAACAGGAAUCUCCGGUGCUGGAAACCAAACAAGUUCCUUCCCCGCUAGUCUAGUACACCGGAAAGCUCCAAUUUGGACAAAAAAAUGUCCUUUUUGGAGUAAAAUUAACUUUUCCACAUGCUGAGUAAACUUGAUCCAGUUUCCAAUAUUUCUGAGAGGAUUCAUGUACAUCCAAGCAGCCAACAAAAAAAUAUCGUCAAUGUCACGGCUGUCCGAUGGAUGAUCAUCCAGUAUCUUGGGAAUGUCGGCAUCUAGACCAAUGAGUAGAAAGUUAUCACCGUUGUGACAUCAGGAAUAGGAUCUAACUGGCUUGGACUACUUUAAAAAAAUGGUCCUAAAGAAUUUCCCUGCAAUCACAAUGCUGUCUGUCUUUUCUGUGAUAGAUUCAACCUUUUUUGUAAAGGUGACCCCUUCACUUCUCCCAAUCUCAGGCCAUAAAAAACUCGGCCUCUCCUUGCUUAUUUAUACAGGGUUUGGGGCACUCCAAGUUCCAAAAACUUCCUGCCUUGAUCCAACAAGAUGAAUGCUGUGUCUCAACUGGUGUACUUUCCGUACUUAAACUUACUCCUUUAAGUGGAUUUAUACUGAGAAAUGCGAGAAAAUGUGCACUGUCAAUAACCGGUUGUUGUAUUUAAAACGGUCGAAAUGGUGAGCAAAAGGGGAAGAACUAUUAAAUCUUUUAAAACUUUAAAAAAAGAAAGAGAAGCAUGUAAAUAUUGCAAUAGUUAUUUCUAGUAGGCAUGCAAUGACCGUAGUUGAUUUGGGCUAACACACUGUUAAAGUUUCUGCAUUCAGUAACAAAGUGCAAACAUGGUCUCAAUUUAUGUGUUUCUGUCCUAAGACUUGUGUCUUUUGAAUACAUACAUAUGUUCAAGCUACAUACUGUAAUAAAUACAGCACUCAAAAGUGUUCCCUCAAUGGAUAUCUUGGCUAUGUAGCAGAAGGGGAGGGACUAUCAAAAAAGGUCAUAAAGUAAAUAUUAUUAAUUUUACACUGCAGAAGUAGGGGGAAAAGCAAUCAGAUAAUUUACAGGGUAAUCCAACUAUUAGCGAUAAUAUUCAGUCAAAGAGGGGAAGUAGAAGGCGAUAUUGCGAUUGUCUUUUUCAGUGCACAAUGACAGUAAUCUAUAUGGGUGUGCAAUCAGGAACCAAGUAGACAAUGUACACCGUAUGCUUACUAAAGUGUACCAACAAGUGCUCCAUUUGAGACACAGCACAUAUCUGUUGUAUAUGUUAGCUGUCAUGUGUUUGCUGAUGUAAAGUAGGAAAACGUAGCAGCUUAAAAAAAAAAAAAACAGAAUUGUCAGCUAACCUAAAAAGGUUUCUGAAUGGUGCUGAUCAACUAGUGAUUCCAUGAUGUCAUCACCACAUCCAUCAUGCCAUCUGUCUGUUAGUGAGGACGCAGGAGGACUAUUAAGGAAGCUUUAAAUGUGUGACUUUUUUAUUUGUGUCUUGUCUGCUUAAUGCAGUUCUAUGACCUUUGAACCGAGUAGCACCUCUCCAUGGCCUUGACCUAUGGGCCAGAGCCACCGAUGAAGAAUUGACAAGUCGCUAACUCGCAUUCACCAGCGGCUCUGGCCCACUUUGCCUGCGAUCAACCCAGUCGUCUUAAAUCUUAGCAGUUUUCUCUCUGCCGAAAGGAGCCUUGUGUUAGCCAAAUGCUAAAAGCCUGCUCUCACUUAGCGUGUUGGCCUCAAAUUGGAAUAAAAAAGUAUUAUUUAACUUUGAAAAAGAAAUGUCCACUUCAGAGACACGUGACCUAGUUGGGUGUCACUGGGGCCGUGUAUGUGUGUGAGAUCAUCAUCAUGCCUUGUAAAUGUUUUCCAUUAAGUGCAGUAGAUGAAGUAGAACUUAACUGAGAUGUUAUUUCCUAAAAGAAUCAUGAACUGCUCAUGACAAAAUGAAUUUGUGUGUUUUUAGUCAAAGUUUUCCACCAUUGCUCACAUUCAAGGAGCUUUACGGAGAAGAAAAAAAAAAUCCCAGCAUGGGGAGGACAUGUUUUAACCAUGUGAUGUGACAAUAUGCGUUUAAAGACCGAACACUGAUUUUAAAAUUGAGGACAACUGUCAAACGAAAUAAAACUGAUGCAGUAAAAACAUCCAUUUCA